CCGAGCGAAGAAGUUAAGAUCUCGAGAAGAGUCUAAAGGGGGAUUACUUUCCUUCCUUCCAUGGUCGUCGUCGAAAUUUCAAAUACACUCAAUCAGCGAGCAGAGAAGGGGACUAAUUCGUAGCGACUUGGAAGAUGAGGCCGAACAUUGUUACCGAGGCUGGGAUUCAAACAAGAGUUUCACAAUGGUGGAAUGCUAUACCUUUCCUCACCUCUUCGGUGGUUGUGGUUUGCGGGCUCAUUUACCUGAUUUGCCUCUUAACUGGAUACGACACUUUCUACGAAGUCUGCUUCUUACCCUCUGCAAUUCUAUCGCGGUUUCAAGUUUAUAGGUUUUACACGGCCAUUUUAUUCCAUGGAUCGAUGCUUCAUGUUAUGUUCAACAUGAUGGCUUUGGUUCCUAUGGGCUCCGAGCUGGAGAGAAUCAUGGGAUCUGUCCGCUUGUUUUACCUGACUAUUUUGCUGGCAACGACCAAUGCCGUAUUGCAUCUUCUUAUAGCAUCGUUGGCGGGAUAUAACCCUUUCUAUCAGUAUGACCAUCUCAUGAAUGAGUGCGCGAUUGGAUUCUCUGGAAUCUUGUUCUCAAUGAUUGUCAUAGAGACAAGUCUCAGUGGAGUCACCUCUAGAAGUGUGUUUGGUCUCUUCAACGUGCCCGCUAAACUAUAUCCAUGGAUCUUAUUGAUUGCAUUCCAGCUUCUCAUGACAAAUGUUUCGCUGCUUGGUCACCUAUGUGGCAUCUUGUCUGGAUUUGCAUAUUCUUAUGGCCUUUUCAAUUUCUUGAUGCCCGGCUCUUCAUUUUUCUCCAACAUUGAGUCAGCCUCAUGGAUGGCUAGCUGUGUAAGGCGACCCAAAUUCAUUAUGUGCACUGGUGGAAAUCCUUCCAGUUACAUGCCCACUUAUUCUGUACAAAACACGACAUCCAGUGGUUUCUCUACAGGAAAUGCGUGGAGAUCCUUGUCUUCAUGGCUGCCACAGAGGGAAGCAUCUAAUCAAUCUUCUGAGGAUAGUAGAUUUCCGGGAAGAGGUAGAACUCUUAGCGGUACUGCCCGUGAUCUAACCCCUCCAGCUGGAGAAACAAACCCAAACCUCCAUGCUAGACUAUUGGAAGAUAACACUCCAGACCGCCUUUCUGAUGCAACUGUGACUGGCAUGCCAGAGCCAAUCCCCACCACAAGGCAGGUGCCAAUAGCAAAUGCAGCAGUCCUACCUCAAUCCCAGACGCAGGGUCGUGUUGGUGCUUCUGAAGAACAAAUCCAGAAACUCGUUGCCAUGGGCUUUGAAAGGACACAAGUGGAGGUUGCACUUGCUGCUGCAGAUGACGAUCUAAACGUAGCUGUGGAGAUCUUAAUGAGCCAACAGGGCUAACACAUACCAAAUUGCAAAGUAUUACAUUGGAGUGUACUGUAACGUUCGUCUCUCAUUCCAUGUUUUACUUGCAUUUAGAAACUGUAUAGCGCUCCUGUUUAACCAGAUAAUCAAACCGGUUUUCCGGUUUAGAUUCUAUACAAACGAAUGGUUGGAUUGAGUUUCGCUUUUGUUGCAAUGCUACCUCACUUAUUUGCAGAAAAACUUAAAAUGAAUUAGUUCGGCUUUGGUUUGGUUGAC
Messenger RNA from Raphanus sativus (radish), 1604 nucleotides. RefSeq names its product rhomboid-like protein 15. Gene Ontology annotation, cellular component: endoplasmic reticulum membrane; Hrd1p ubiquitin ligase ERAD-L complex. The transcript is spliced from 13 exons. NCBI's taxonomy places the organism in Eukaryota, Viridiplantae, Streptophyta, Magnoliopsida, Brassicales, Brassicaceae. Gene Ontology annotation, biological process: endoplasmic reticulum unfolded protein response. The coding region runs from base 135 to 1364 and encodes 409 amino acids. The record is from RefSeq and is a predicted model, not a curated record. Gene Ontology annotation, molecular function: ubiquitin-specific protease binding; misfolded protein binding; serine-type endopeptidase activity.